This is a messenger RNA of Chenopodium quinoa (quinoa), 844 nucleotides long. RefSeq names its product calmodulin-like protein 1. Gene Ontology annotation, molecular function: calcium ion binding. Lineage: Eukaryota; Viridiplantae; Streptophyta; Magnoliopsida; Caryophyllales; Amaranthaceae. The transcript has a single exon. Bases 109 to 690 code for a protein of 193 amino acids. The record is from RefSeq and is a predicted model, not a curated record.
UCGAGAGCUAGGCUCGGGAUAACCAUAAUCACAUAAAAAUAUUCAAGUUACACGAAUUAAUAGUCACGUACACACGUACUAUCCAGAAGCAAGAAAAAAAAAGAAGGUAUGUCAAAAAUGAGUUUUCUCAAAAGCUAUGGUAUCAACCUCUCAAGAAAAUCCUCUCUCACAAAAACAAAUAGCCAAAUAAGCAACUCUAAGUUUGCUACACAAAAAUCCAACGUCAACAAGUCCAAAACCUAUCAAGCUAACAUGCAAGAAAUGAAACGAGUUUUCGAAACGUAUGAUAGAAACAAAGAUGGAAAGAUCUCUAAGGAGGAAUUCAAGGCUAUGUUAAGGGCCAUCAACGGCAAGGGAGUCACGGUCAAUUCAGACGUGGAGGCCGCCAACGCGUUCCAAGUGGCUGAUAAGGAUGGAGAUGGGUUCAUCGACUUCAAAGAGUUCAUGGAGUUGCAUAAUAAUAAGGUGAAGUCUAAGGAUAUAGAGAGCGCGUUUCGAAUUUUCGAUUCUGAUGGUGAUGGCAAGAUAAGUGCUAAGGAAUUGAUGGAAGUGUUAAGGAGGAUGGGCCAAAUGUAUAGCUUAGAGUCUUGUAACAAGAUGAUUAGGGAGGUUGAUAAUGAUGGUGAUGGCUUGAUUAAUUUAGCUGAAUUUACCACCAUGAUGACUACCACUUUGAAGUUUACUACUUAGUUUUUUUUUAACGUAACUUAGUUUUUUUUUUUUUUAAUAAGUUAAGCCGGUAUUUUACUUUUAAGUUAUCAAAUUUAGUACUAGUGUUUUUGAUGUAGUAGUUUUUUUGUUACGUACUACUAUAUGAUAAUAAGUUAACAAAUUUCAAUGGUUA